This is a messenger RNA of Solanum verrucosum, 1599 nucleotides long. RefSeq lists its product as uncharacterized. The record is from RefSeq and is a predicted model, not a curated record. The transcript has 3 exons. Lineage: Eukaryota; Viridiplantae; Streptophyta; Magnoliopsida; Solanales; Solanaceae. Bases 1 to 1599 code for a protein of 532 amino acids.
AUGAAUAUUCAUUGGUGUACUAUUGGUGAUUUUAAUGUCAUUACUACACCAGAUGAGAAAGAAGGUGUCAUCCCCUACAAUAUGAAUAGAAGUUUUGAAUUCAUUGCAACUAUUGAAGCUUGUGGAUUAAUGGACCUUGAGUACACGGGUCAGAGGUAUAUGUGGUGCAAUCAAAGGAAUGAAGAGGCUAGAGUGUGGAAAAGGCUUGUCAAUGACAACUGGUUACAAGGAAUCCCUCAAACUACUAUUACCCAUCUCCCUUCAGUGGGGUCUGAUCAUUGUCCCUUAUUGAUGGAGAUUGAAGAUAAAGUGAAGCAACCUAUCAAAUAUUUCAAGUUCUUGCACUGCUGGACUGAACAUGAGGAGUUGAAUAAUGUGGUUAAAGCUUGCCGGGACAGGGAAGUGGAAGGUAAUCCUAUGUGGAGAUUACAACAGAAAAUGAAGAGGUUGACUGCUACCCCUAGUAAUUGGUCUAGAAGAACAUUUGGAUACAUUUUCAGCAUUGUUCGAGAUCAUGAGGAGAGAGUUAGAGUGGCUGAGGAAGCAUUGAUUGUUAACAAUUCUGCUGAAAAUAGACCAAACUUACACAGGAUUAAUGUCAGGUACAUCAAAUACUUGAAGUUGGAAGAUUCUAUCCUCAAACAGAAGACUCAAUUGCAGUGGUUUAAAGAUGGUGACACCAACUCCAAGUACUUUCAUGCCAUUAUGAGAGGUCGAAGAAGGAAACUUUUCAUCCACAGAGUCUGUAUAGGAAAUGAAGAAUGGGUAGAGGGUGAUGAGAACAUAGCCAAUGCAGCCUGUGAUCACUUUAAGAACAUAUUUACUGGAACUGAGCAACCCAUCAAUGAGGAUAUAUUACAACAUAUCCCAAGAAUGGUCACUCUUGAGCAAAAUAUGUCCAAGCAAUGCCUACUAAUGAAGAAUUGCAGCAGACUUGCUCCUAUGCUGCCUAACCUUAUCUCCAACAACCAGUCUGGCUUUAUUAGAAGUAGGUGUAUUUCAGAGAGUGUCAUGCUGGCACAGGAGAUUAUUCGUGGUAUUAAAAUACCUAAGGAAGGGGAUAAUGUGGUAAUUAAGUUGGACAUGGCAAAGGCAUAUGACAGAGUGUCAUGGGCCUUUACUAGUCUGGAAAUCAUUGGCUUCACUCAAAGAGAAAGCCCUAUAAAUUACCUUGUCUGCCCCCUUUACAUAGGAAGACAGAGGAUUAUUUAUUAUUCAGAUUUGGUGGCAAAGGUUGUCAAAAAGAUCAGUGACUGGCACUCUCGAAUCCUAUGUUUUGGUGGGAAAGCUACAUUGAUUAAACAUGUACUUCAAUCAAUUCCUAUUCAUACUAUGGCUACCAUUUCCCCUCCUAGAACUACCUUGCAAUAUAUCAAAAGAGUGACAGCAGACUUCUUUUGGGGAAUGGACAGAGACAAGAAAAAAUAUCAUUGGGCAUCUUGGGAAUCUCUUAGUUUCCCCUAUGAGGAAGGUGGCAUUGGUGUGAGGCAUCUUAACGACGUUUGUACUUCUCUCCAAAUUAAGCAGUGGUGGAACUUCAUGACCAAACACUCUCUAUGGGGGUCAAUUUCUAAAAGCCAAGUAUUGCCAGAGGUUUAA